This is a messenger RNA of Dermacentor silvarum, 342 nucleotides long. RefSeq lists its product as uncharacterized. NCBI's taxonomy places the organism in Eukaryota, Metazoa, Arthropoda, Arachnida, Ixodida, Ixodidae. The record is from RefSeq and is a predicted model, not a curated record. The transcript has 2 exons. The coding region runs from base 1 to 342 and encodes 113 amino acids.
AUGCGUUUGUUUGCUACCGGAAGCUUCCAAGCGUCCGUAGGAAGUGAGGAGACGAUCCGGGUGUCGCAGUCGACCAUGAGCGAGUGCGUGCGACGCGCGGCAGAGGCUGUCCUGAACGCAGGUCCCCGCAACAAGUCGGUCCAAUUUCACAAGACGUCCGAGGAAAAGGCAGCUGUGAAGGAGGGUUUCCUUCGGCACGGUGCUAUUCGCGGCGUCAUCGGAUGCGUGGAUGGCAGCCUCGUUGCCAUUAUCGCACCGAAGGGUGAGCGCAAGGCUGCAUUCAUGUGCCGCAAGGGAUACUCCGCCCUAAACUGCAUGUUCGUGACAGCGGCUACCCCUUAG